Molecule: messenger RNA, 2202 nt
Organism: Myotis lucifugus (little brown bat)
Lineage: Eukaryota; Metazoa; Chordata; Mammalia; Chiroptera; Vespertilionidae
Product: disintegrin and metalloproteinase domain-containing protein 20-like
Exons: 1
Coding region: 1-2202 (733 amino acids)
Biological process (GO): proteolysis; male gonad development
Cellular component (GO): external side of plasma membrane; sperm head plasma membrane; plasma membrane
Molecular function (GO): metalloendopeptidase activity
Source: RefSeq, a predicted model, not a curated record
AUGGCUGUGUAUGGUGGCUCCAUAAUGGCUGUGAGUGAGGCCCUGGUGUGUGGGAGGAACACUCUCCUGCCACUCUGGCUGGGGGUGAUUCUGUUCCCAUAUGGAUGGUUCCAGGCUGUGCUCUCCCAACACCGUGGUCCCCCAGAAGUGGUGAUUCCCUUGAGGGUAACAGGCACUGGCAUUGGCAUGAAGACUAAAGACUGGCUCUCGUACAGAAUGCGUUUUGGGGGGCGGAAUCAGCUCAUACACAUGAAGGUCAACAGGCAUUUUCUGUCCAGACACUUCCAAGUGUUUACCUACUCGGACCAGGGCGCUCUUCUUGAGGACCAGCCUUUUGUAAAGAAUGACUGCUACUACCAUGGUUAUGUGGAGGGGGACCCAGAAUCCCUGGUUGCCCUCAGUACCUGUUUGGGAGGUUUACAGGGCAUAUUACAGACAAAUGACCUUGUUUAUGAAAUAGAGCCCAAGAGACGUUCUACCACCUCAGAACAUCUCAUAUAUAAAGUGGACAGUGAGGAGACACAGUUGCCGCCCAUGAGAUGUGGAGUAACAGAUGAAGAAAUAGCACAACAACUGAAGUUUCCAGAGAGUGUUAAUUUCACUUUGAUGCAGAGUGGGUAUGAAGGCUGGUGGACUCACAGGCGGAUUCUUGAACUGGCAGUGGUGGUGGACCACUAUCGCUAUCUUCAUCACCAAAGUAACACCACAGCUGUGCAGUAUGAAGUACUACUUGUUGCCAAUAAAGUAAAUAACUUUCUGAGUUCACUGGAUGUUGAUGUGGUUUUAAUGGGAAUUGAGGUCUGGACAGAAAAAAAUCCAAUUAAAAUAGAUAACAUAGUAGAUCUCCUGGAAGAAUUUUGCAUUUGGAAGCAAACUAGCUUUAACAGCCGCCUUCCACAUGAUGUUGCACAUCUUUUUGUAAAACAUAGCUAUGGUAUUACUCUUGGCAUUGCCUUUAUUGGAACAGUAUGUAACUUUACAUAUAAUUGUGGAGUGGAAAGUCUAAUGUACAAUAAUUUGUAUAUGGUUGCAUACACUAUGAUCCAUGAGAUUGGUCAUAAUUUCGGUAUGCUACAUGAUGGACCAACUUGUACAUGUGGACAUAAAACUUGCGUAAUGUUUCCAGGUAUAUCAGGUACAACAAGAUUCAGCAACUGCAGCUAUGCUAGCUUCAUCAACACCACAGCAAGUCAAAACUGUAUGUACAUUUCAUCAAAUACAGGGAACAUCUUCACACUUGCACGGUGUGGGAACAAUGUGAUUGAAGAAGGAGAAGAGUGUGACUGUGGCGCUUUACAUUUGUGUAUAAAUGAUCCCUGCUGUGAGUCAAAUUGCAUUCUGAAACCUGGGGCUGCUUGUGCUUCUGGGCUCUGUUGCAAAGACUGCCAGAUCCUGCCCACAGGCGAAGUUUGUAGACAAGAGGAAAAUGACUGUGAUCUCCCAGAGUGGUGCAAUGGGACUUCCUACCAUUGUCCAGAGGAUGUGUAUGUGCAGAAUGGGGUGCCAUGCAAGGGCGGUGGCUACUGCUAUGAAAAGAGAUGCAAUAACCGUGAAGAGCAGUGUAGGAACAUUUUUGGCAAAGAGGCCAAGAGUGCAAAUCAGAGUUGCUACACAGAAAUGAACACCCGUGGUGACCGUUUUGGGAACUGUGGUCUAAUGAACGCUUCAUACGUAAAAUGUAACAACUCAGAUACCUUGUGCGGGAGGGUUCAGUGUGAAAACGUGACAGAACUUCCCCUUCUGAGAGAUCAUUCUACUGUGCAUUGGACUCAGUUCAAUGACAUCACCUGCUGGGGUACCGACUACCACUUCGGGAUGACCAUACCUGACAUUGGUGAUGUGAGAGAUGGGACAGAGUGUGGGGAAGAACGUGUCUGCAUCCAAAGGAAGUGUGUCCAUAGGUCACUUCUGGUAAAUAAUUGUUCACUUAAAACCUGCAAUCUGAAAGGAGUCUGCAACAACAGACAGCACUGCCAUUGCAACUAUAAGUGGGACCCUCCCUUCUGCCUGAAAAGAGGCCAUGGAGGUAGUAUUGAUAGUGGGCCACCCCCUGGGAGAACAGUGAGGCAAAAGACCAAUUACCUGGAACUACUUUGGUUGAUUCAUUUAAUUCCUUUAUUAUGCUUGUUAAUUUUGGGUUUUCUGACACGCAGAAGAACAGAGAAGAGUGAAGAGCAGAAUGUGGCACCUUCACAUGAGUAA